UCCUGUAGGAGUCAGGUGGGACUUUCAAGGGAUUUCUCAGGACUCCUGAAGACUCCCGUGGGACUUUGAGGAUUCUGAGGACUUUCGUUGGACUCCCGCAGGACUCGAAAGCUCCACAGAAGUCCCACGGGAGUCUUCAGGAGUCCUGAGAAAUCCUUUGAAAGUCCCACCUGACUCCUACAGGAUCUUGCAGGAUCCCGCAGGACCCCGUGACAGGAGUCCCGUGGGAGUUUUGCCGAGAGUCUCGACUAGGGUUACCGCUAUCUGCCUCCAGAUGCAAGUUUUUGAGGAAAAAAGUAAUGCGUUAGAACCAUCUUGAAAAUUUAGCUAUAGCCCAUUACUUUUUAAAAUGAAAUUGUGAAUGUCGCUUACUCAAAUUUUUAAAACAACUUCUUUUGGUAACGCUGUGACCGGCGAAAUUAUCAAGCAUUGUUUUGCCUAUAUCUCAGUGAGAAAGAAACGAAAAGGCUUCAUUCUAGUGUCAGAAGAAAGGCCGUAGUCGGUAGUUUAGAUACUAUUUCUUAUCUUUUGUUGGAACAAAACAGUAAGUCGCAUUAUCAAUUUGAAAAUAGGAGCACAACAGACGUGACGAACAAGAUGGUUCGUUCUACUUACUGCGCACCAUAUGACGGCUCACAGGACUCACUUGAAAAAAAAGAAAUUCAUUUUCUGACACUUUCGACUAUACUCGACAACCUGGCAUAAACAGUUUUGUUUACUUUUGAAAAAAAUACUUAAUCAGCGAAGUGUCGAGUUACGUGGACAAGCCGUUAGUUAGAUCUAGAUAUUUUCAUCUCAGUAUCUUACCUCAUUUCCUCUUUAUACAUAGUAAAAAAAUAUUUUCAUACUUCCAGUUCAAGAAGACGGAGAUGAUAAUAAUACAAUUAAAAUUACUGAUAUAAUAUCGACAAAACCUUUGACAAAUACGACAACUAUAAUUAAAACCAUCACUCUUGAAGAAGCAGAAGAAGAUGGUGGAAAUAAUGAAUCACGGAAUCCACUUAAAGUAGCUAAACAAACUGCUAUAACUAUAAAUCAACCAGCACCUCCACAAUUUAAACAAUUUGAACCUUUAAAAGUUAAAUUUCCUUCACGUGAUCAUUCAAAAGAGUUUACAUCUUCUUCGUCUUCAAGCGCAGAUACAAUUGUUACUGUAGGAAUGAGAGCUUUUUUUGUUGUCGACGUAGUACAGUCUAGUAAACAGAAGUUAUGCGAUCAUUAUGGUGAUCAUUUGCAUUAUGUUGAUUCGAGUAAAGCGAAUACUCCCGCAUCUCGUUAUGGUGGCUAUUAUUCAAUCUAUCAUGGAGGCGGUGCCUAUUCGGGCUCAAUAACUCCAUCGAGUUGUCAUUCAACAGCAUUUGAAAUGAUGCAUAUUGAAAGUUUAAGAGAAAAAUUAAAUCGUUUAACAAGGGAAAGUCAAAAUCUCACAUCCGGCAGAGCUGAUCUUGAUGAUAAUUAUGGUAGUCCAAGAGUAUUACGUAUUAAAGAUGAUGGGAAAACAACUCCAACAACUAGUUUAAGUACAGAAUUUUUUCAAAAGAAGUCAUUAUCUCGUGAACCAAUACCAUCCACGUCACUGCAUCAGCCGGGUGAUUAUGGCAUUGUGAAUAUUGUCAAAGAAUUGCCUGGUACAGCUGGCACUUCUAAUGAGAAUGAUCGUAGCAGUGUACAUCUUUAUACAAAUGGAGGACGUGUCAAUAGUGAAGUGACUUCUACUACACAUCAUAUAGUAACGCAUGACGAAGCCAACACCAGCAGCAAUGGUGGUAUUAUGGAAACAAUUAUACAAGAUACUUAUAUUUCACCAGCCAAAUUAGAUUUUAAUAAAUUAAAUGAAGAACAACAACAAACGAUUGAUAAAACGCCGGCUGUUUCUCAAUUGGCUGAAGGAGCAAGACAAACGAUAGAUGAUAUUCGUGAGUAUCUUCUGCCUAAUUCUUCUACUGUAACAAAUAACACAGAAUCUAAGCCAGAAUCAAUAAAUAAUUCUCCUCAGCCACUUGAAAUUUUGAGUUCUCCCUCAUUACCACUUGAUCAGCCUAUUUUGCCUGAAGAAAAACCUGCCACUCGAACACCUAAUGUUGCUGAACGUCUAUCAAAAUCAAAAAUAAUUCCCGAGCCAGCACGAGCACUGGCUAAUGCUCUAAAGCAUGCUGUUGUUAAACCACUGAAAAAGACGAUGAAUAAAAUGAAAUCCUUCGAUUCCACGCCACCCAGUACAACAACAGCCAUAGCGCCAGUACCACCCGUUAGUAGCAACGAAUUAUCAUCAACUGAUAUUCAAAAAGUGCCUCAAGAAACUACUUUAGAGUAUACUACUAUUCGUAAACAACAUCCUGCAAUCGUUCAUUCAUUGUCUCUUACAACUCCACCUGUGGAUUACGAGAAAAAUUCGGAUGUAAUAAAAAGUGAAUUAAUUUCACCGAAAGAACAUACAUUGUCUGAGCCGUCAACACCUACGACGAUUUCUCCCGACUCAUCCACAUUGUCGCAGUUUCUUCUCCCUAGUUCACCACCGGCUAAGCCUCCUCGUCAUAGUGAUUCGUCCUCAUCGAUUGAAACAUCCGUGCCUCUAUCACCUACAACACCUCCACAGAAACCACCUCGACAUUUCAUUCCUGACGAUAAUAUAAUAUUGGAUAGUAAUAGCCAUGAUCAAUCGUUAAUUGAUAAUCAAAGUUUAAUUCAACAAACUGAUAGUGUUGUCAAAAAAGUAUUGAAUAUUGUUGAUACAUUUGGAAUGCCACAUAAUGGUGAUAAUGAUGUCGAAUUGUUAAAACAACAGAUAUCACCACCACCUAUUUACAUUCAACAACCGUCAAAUGACUUAGAACUAAAACCUUCCUUUGAUAAUCCUGAUGUCGAACGUAUAAUACAUACACAUGAUUUAGAAGAAGAAAUUGUAUCCAAUAAGGAAACACAAAUUCAGCCACAGAAGCAAGAUAUUGUAAACCAUAGUGACCAAUUUAAAUCGCAUAAAAGUAAUGAAAUGGGAGUAAAAAACUUAGUCGAUAUCGUAAAACAUAUUCGAGAAGCAAUUCGUCGAAUAAAUCAUAGCCAAAUGGCCGUCGAAUUAAAGACAGAAAAUUACAGACCAUUAAACCGUUCAAGCAUCGUACCACCACUGCAUACAACUGAUGAUGUUCAUAGAUUUAAAGCUACACCAGGUUACAUCCCAUUGAUGUCCGAUAAAUCACUUGAACCAUUUUCUUCCAUACCAGAUCAACCAAACGUUCAAACAGUCACUGAUUUAUCGACAGCUACCUCUCUAUUAUUAGAACCUCAACAAAAUAUUGCAACAGAAAUUAUAGAUUCAUCGAUCGAAGUCGGCUCGUCGCAAAUACAUUUUCUUCCUGAACAAAAUGAAUUAGACACCGUUUUAAGUUCACACAUUAUAAACCCCUUUGUCGGACCCAUCUCUAGUCAACAAUCUAGUAUUAGUGAACUCAACCGAUCAUUAUCUCCUUCCGUUUCAUCUCAGUUAUCAAGCGCUAAAACUAUUAUACCCACAACAGUCGAUACAUACAAACUCUCACCUGUUCAAAUUUCCCUGGGUACUUUGCCAGCCGCGACUCCAAACGUUCGCGUCACUGCAACAUCAACAGAUGUGCCUCGUGUAAUUGAGGAAGCAACUGUUGAAACAACAUCUAUAUCAUCUUCGAUCGAUCCAACUAAUGAAGCUUUUGUUACACAUAAAACCGUCACUGUACAUCGUGAACCCUUAUCUUCUGCUUCCAUAACUGAGACUAAUCCUUCAAAUGACAAAGAUAUUAUAUUUCGAUCAACUGAGACAACAACAAACGUUGAAAAAAUUAGUGAAGAAUUGCAACGAGCAUUCGAUGAAGAAAAUAAAACUGAAACAAGUGUCGAUAAAAUUCGAGCAAUCGAUACAAUGAUAAAUAAAGAUCGUCAACAUUUAUUAGAAAAAUUAUUGAAAUUUGACAAUACUAAUCAGUCCGGUGAAAGUAAUGUAACAACCACACUGACAUCGUUACCUACACUAACAGAUUCUGUUAAUGAUCAAACUGAUUAUGCAAGUGAAUCCAGUGGAAGGCAAAAUACAUUUCUUGAUUCAUUCAAAACCGGUCUCGAUAUUCAGGAACAAUUAACUUCAAAGACAGCCGAAGAUGAUCAAGCGAAGAUAGGAGUAUCCGCAAACAGACCAUUAAUGUUUGUUUCCGUUGAGCCUGGUUUUAAUUUAUCCAAAGUUUUUUCUCCUCUAACUGAUUUGACUAAAACCUCUAAUAACAACGAUCAAAUUGUACAACAACCUUCUAUUUCUACUUCAUCACCUACCAAUUUUUGUCCACCUUCCACUAUUCCAAAUGAGACACCUUCAUCUCUGGUAACAACUACAUCUGUUACUGUUAUAUCUCGCGCCGAUCCCAUGGUCAAUUCUAUAUCGACAACAUCUUCGGCAUAUGAUGAUGAUUUAACAUUGACGGGUGUCAAUUCAUCACUAAUGCCUAACGCAUCAGAUGGUGGGUCGGAUUAUCGAAAUCGUUCAUUACGCAGUAAAGAAAGUAGCAUUGAUUCGGUUGAUACAACUGCUUAUGAUAAUGUACAACAAAUUCGAAGUGGAACACCUCGUUCAUUAGUCUCCGACUAUGAUAAUUUACACGGUUCAUUUGUUAGUUUAAAUGAAUCACAGACAACUGAAAGUGAACAACAGCAACAACAACAACAAAGUCAACCAUCAUCAUCUAGUCUUUAUGAAACAGCAUCUUCUCCAUCGAUUACAUUAAAAAGUAACGGAUCAUCUGAGUCAUCUGACUCGACUCAAUAUGAAAGUUUUGAUAUACCUACGACAACGGCAUCAUCAUUGUCAAACGUGUAUCAAUCAGCUCUUAGUACAUUGAAUAGUUCAUCAAGUGAUUUUAGUGAUCAUACAGCAACACCGGAAAUGCGUCGACUCUCAUCUGAAAUAAGUGAUGAUGAUGAAGAUUUUGUUGAAAAUGCAGAUUUAGAGACACCAACACCAAGUUUUAAAACAAAUAUUAAUCAAUUUAAAAUAUUUAAUUCUGAAUAUAAUCCUAGCAUUACAACAUUAUCGACAAAUAUUGUCGAAGCACCACCAAUUAUUGAAAUAACAGAAGAUAAUAAUGAGCCGAUCGAUGAAGAUGAUAUGUCAUUUUUAACUGACGUACUUGAACAAUAUAAAAAAACAAAAGGUAUUCAUAUAGAACAAGAAAAAAAAAAUAAUAUGGAUACAAGCACAAAACCAAGUGAAGUACGAAAUACUGCCGUCGGAGAAGAGCAAUCAGCUUCUAUCUUAACUUCAUUUUCUCCUUUGACUUCUAUUUCUGUUCGUACUAUUCCAACUAAAAUAGAAUCACUUGAUAAAAAAUUAGAUGGUACUUCGCCAUCAGUCACAUUACCGAAUAUUUUACCUAUUCAACCGACAACAGGUAUAACUAAAACAUCAGUAUCAUUUCAACGUUUAUCAAAAUAUAGUAGGCCAGCUGAUGAAGUAGAACAGGCUUCUCCAGCUGUAAAUACAAAUUUUUCUUCUAUCUCAACUAUUCCAUCAUACUCUACAUCAUCUAUUGGAACACGUGAAAUACGUUCGCAGUUGAUGGAAACCUCAUCUGAAUUAUUAAAAAAGAUGUCAAAAACUGCACCAUCUACCGUUAGUAGUCAACAUCAACAGCCUGUAUCGAGUACAGCUGAUCACAUACAAUCAAAUUGGUUAGAGGAUCGUCGCGCCUAUCAAAAUGAAGAACAACAACAAAUUUCACCUAAAACUCGUCCAGCCCGAAUGUCACCACCAACAAAACUCUCAUUUGAACAAAAUAUAACAAAUUUAGAAAAAGAAUCACCACUAUUGCAAUCGGAAUUAUUGACAGCCGAACAUGAACUAUCAGCAUUAAAAUCUCGUCUAGCUGUGACCGAAGGAAUAACCGCUGUUACAUCAACAAUAUUAGAAUCGUUGAAAGAACAUUUUGAAUUACCUACAAGACAAGUGGAACAAAUUGAUGCUGCUCUUAUAAGCACAAGAGAAAAUGUUGACAUGACAUCUGGUAGAAAUGUUUGUGGCGAUCUAAGUAGUGAACCAACACCUAAAAUUCCAUCAUUCAAUAAAAGUUUAGUCAGUGGUGUUAGUUCACAUUCCAUUCCAGAUGCAAAACCGGCAUUUACUGAUCAAGCAACAUCUCCUAUUCAAGAAUUUAAUAUUAGUAGUUCACCAUUGAUAUCAAUAAUUACACCAUUCACUGUUAGUUCACAAACUUCACCUAUGAUUGAAAACGUUUCGUUGUUACCCUCACUGACGAACGAAUUAACAGGCGAACCUGUUGAAAUUCAUUAUGAUGCAAUCACUAAUCAGCAAACAUCGUUUCUUGUCAAAACACGAAAUUCAUUUUGGAUUGCCAAUCAUAUUCCAACACACGAAGCUCAAAAUCGUUUACAAACAAUGUCAAGUCCAGUGAUGAAACGUGCCACGGUGAAAUUACCCGAAUCUAUGGAUCAAUUUCUGUCAGAUUCAGACGUUGAAUUCGUUCCUCAAGUACAACAGAAAUUGCAACAACAAGUCAUCGAUGACGUAUCAAUGAAACAAUUUUCAGAUUUUAACAGUGAAACACAUUGGUCAAUCGAAUCAAUUGCUGGCUCAGAAAAAUUUAGUGAUCGAUCAGUUCAUGAUAUCAAAGAAUUUGCAUCACCCACGAAAGACGGAGAUAAAAUUAUUUGUGAAUGUAAUCAGCCGUUAACAUCAGAAUCAUUUGAACAUAUACGUUCACCAUUAACCGAACAAAAUAUAAAUAUAUUCAAUCGAGGUUCAAUUGAAAAAAAACAAUUGUAUGAUGAUGAUACUUGGUCAACAGAAGUUUUAGCACCAUCAGUGGUGGCUGCAUCCGAGCAAGAAUUAUUAACAAUUCAAGAAAACGAACAUUUGUCAUCAAGAACAUCAUCUCCACUUUCUGAUUUAGAACAGCAAGUACCAGAAGAGAGUUUUCAUGAGGACAAACAAUAUCAACCUACACAAGUCGUAGACGAAACAACGGUUUUGUCUGAAGAUAAAUUAAUUCAGCAAGAUUCUCUUACACAAUUAUAUGAAAAUAUUUCAGCAUCUAUUACAGAAAAAGUUCUUUCCACUGUUACUCAGAAACAACAAGAAACGCCGACAACUAUUAUUCAAUCGGAGCCCAAUAGUCAGUCUCCUCCGUUAGCUAUAACACCAGACAGGGAAACAAGUUAUGAUACUAAAGAACAAUUAUCGGAAAUGAUGAAAAUUCGUUCGGCACCAUCUGAAAAUCGACAACAAUUAGAAGAAUUAGAAGUAAAAGUAGAAGAGUUAUAUAGUAUCUUGGAUCAUAUGUUGCACCAAAAAGACAAAGAAAUAUCGACGGAAAUGAAUGAAUUUGAAUUGAAAGUUGAUGAAUUAACAGUUAUUAUGAACGAUAUUGAUAUGAAAAAACAAGAUGAAGAUCGUAUUGAACUAGAAAUUGAUGAAUUACAUAAAAUUAUACUAUCUAUACAUGCUAAAAAUCAAAUUAAUUUUGAUAUAUUGCCAAAUGCUGAACAAGACUACGAAUUGGCCACUCAACAACUUGUUCAAGAACGACGGCGUUCAUUAGAGCUGCUGGAAGAAAAUGUUAAUGAACUACGGCAAAUUAUACAUGAUAUAUCCACAAUUAGUUCACGCGAACGUCCACAUAGUCUCGCAUUAACAACAGAUAAUCAAGUAACUUUACAACCACACAAGGUAACAACACCUGACGAAGAAAUUCCAGCAAAAAAUUUAAUUGAGGAAUUUGAAGAUAAAACAGAAUCAGUUCAAAAUGUUGAUUACGAAAAAGAGUGGACACCUGAACAAAUGGCAGAAUACUUUCGUUGCACACCAGAUGGUAAACGUUUAUCAAGCCCAACACUAAAAUCAGAAACUUUACAAAUGACAUCUACUGAGAAUACACCACAAUCCGCAGGAACAAUCAACGAUACCAAUCAAAAACCGUAUUCUUUAAAUAAUUUGGCACAGAUAAUUUACGAAAUGCGUGAACCACAACAUGCUACACAGCAGUUGAUUGCGGAAGACCCAAUAGUUUCAACCGACGUUUUCUAUGAAGGCGAUCGAUCCUUUCAUCCUGAGGAGAAAGUAACCACACAUCUUGUACCGGAAAGUCCUCGUGUCUCAAGUGAUGUUUUUUAUGAAGGAGAUCGAAGUCAUAGUUUGUUUGAAAAUACAGAGAAUUUAAAAAGUAUCGUUCAAAAUAUAAUUGAGAUUGGUGAACAGCAAAAAAAUAGUACUGCAUAUCUGAUUCCCGAGGAACCAGUAAUCAACCGCGACGUAUUCUAUGAAGGAAGUAAACAGCAAAAUUUGUACGAAACUGAUAUUGAUAAUUUGAAUACAAUUGUUGAUCAGAUGGCACAUAACGUAAAACUGGAGCCUGAAGAACCCCGUAUCACAGCAAAUAUCUUUUAUGAAGGCGAUACAAAACGGUCAUUAUAUCAUGAAGAUAACGAGCAGUCAACUAAUGGUGGCUUGUAUCAAAUUAUAAGUGAUAUUCACAACCGUCCAUUAGAAUCAGAUAAUGAAGAGUUACUUGUUGAAUCAUUUCUAACAACUGAAAUUCCAGCUGUCAGAGGGAACGGAUUGUACGAGAUAAUCCAUGAAAUUGAAAAUUUCCCAUUAAGUUCAAACACGACAAUGAAAGAAUUACCUGAAGAUGAUCGGCAACAAUUAUCCCCACAUACCAUCGAUUUUAUGAAUACAAUAAAAGAAGCUGAACAACAUUCCACACACGAUGAAACUGCUCACACUUCUGAAAAAGAAUACAUAUUACCAUUCAGUCAAGAACCAUCCAUAGUGAUUCAUCGAACGAUUUUAACCCGAAACGAUACUCUAUAUGAACCGGAAAAAAUAUCAGUGGACUCUGAACAGACUUCGCCUGUAACUGAAAUAGAAUCACAAAAGAAUGAAGUACUUAUUUUUAACAAUGAAUCUACACCACGCAGUGAAGACAUCGACAAUAGAGAAACCGUUCAAUCUGAUUGGACAAUCUCACAAGAUCAACAUCAAGAAAUUUAUGGUGAACAACACCCAUCAGAAAGAAAAUUCAUUUCGGAACUGACUGCGCACGAAAACGUGGUACCAGAACAUACCCUCGAUGUUUCAACGCAUAUUGUAAAAGAUAUUCAAGAACAACCAGUGAUGACCUCAAAUGAUGAAUCUAUUUCUUCAUAUGCUGACAAAACAAAACAACUCUCUCCUACUCAAGUAAUACCAGAGUUCGGCGAAAGUAUCGAAGAACUGGUAAAAAUAGCUAGUAGUCUGAGAAAUUUUCAAAAACCCAUUUCACCAUAUUUAAAUGAAGAUAAAAAUCAAGAGAAUGAGAUAUCAUAUCAAAUUCCAUCGUAUAAAACCGAUGAGUAUCUUUCAUCUGAUGAGGAAAUUAAUGUUUUGAAACGUCCAGACGAAUGGACACAUUCAUCAUUUCAAAAACAAGAGAUUUAUGGUGACAAGUACCGUCCAGAAAAAUCUGUGGGGGAAGAUCAGAUUGAUUAUGCUAUGGAGAGUCCUGAAGUGGAAGUACGUUUAAUGCAGGAAAUAUCACCAUCAUUAUCGGGGCUUGAAAGCAUUAUCCGUGAUAUAUCAAAUGACAAUUUUGCUAAUGAUGAAAAUCAAGAGCUACCUUUUGUUUCUCGUAUUCAACGGGCAUCUAUAAUAAGUCGCACGAUACAAUCAAAUGGACGAUAUUCAGAUGAAACUGGGGACGAUUGGAAAAGUAGUCAGAUGUCAGACGAUAAUCAGUUAUAUACAACAGAUGAUGAAUUUAGACCAACUCAUUUGGAAAUUACCACCUCUCCAAUACACGAAAACCAACCAAUACCAUUUCAAACUGAUUUUCCAGUAUUAUCUGAUGAGUCUAUGCAACAGUUGAGUACAGAGCGGCAAGAAGAAUCACAACGUGCGAACGAAAGUUUCGAUCGAUUAGAGAAAGAAUCAAGUCAUAAAGAUGAUGGUUUGCGAAGAGAUCAAAUAAAUGAUCACGAACGGUUGCUAAUUCAAAUAUCGACUGAUAUUGUUAAUAGAAUAUUGGAAAAUGCAUUAAACGACGACAUUGAACAAGACAGAUCAAUAGAUCCUCUUGCAUCACCAAUAAUCGAGACUGUUUCUAGUCCUUUACUUGAACAAACCAGUGAAACAGCACUAUUAUCAUCUGACAUUGAACAAAAUAUUCAAAAUGUGUCAACAGUAACGUCAGAUAUUCCAAUAAAUGAAAAUACGUCAGAAAAUCAGCCUAUUUUACAACAAGUCGGCAGUCUUAUAGGCGAUUUAGCUCAGGGAUUUACAUCAAUGUUUUCGACGAGAGAUGACGAAAAUUUACCAGAACCAACGAUAUUAAAUUACAAAAUGCAACAUGACUAUAAUCUUGGGGAGGAGUUACGACCGCAACAACGCAUAGAUGAAAUGACAGAUGAACAAGAUAGUUUAAAUGAUAGUGGCAAAUAUACAACAACAAGUGCUGAUGCCAUCCCGUUAGCCUCGUCGCUUGAUAGUAUAGGUCCCACAAAUGAAGAAGAACAACAAAUAACUGAUUGGAAUUCAUUGGUUAAAGGCGAAUCUAAACAACAAGAGAAACAAACGCGUGAUAUUCCAGAAGUUAUCAUAUCUAAAGUCAGUGUGAGUAGUGAACAAGAAGACGAGCUCAAAGACGAUGAACCUUAUAUCUCAUCAAACUCUGUUCAGGAAUUAGGAGACUUGACAAAUAACUUGCAAGAAUUAGAAGAAAAACUUGAUCAGGAAAAUAGCCAAGAACAAGAGACGUUUUUAUCGUCUAUUGAGAGUGAAGAUGAUGAAGGUAAAAAUUUAAUACCACAGCCCGCGGAUGAACCCUAUUUGAUCGUGUCCGACGUGGUGACUUCAAAAAGUACAGAAGAACUUAGUGAUCUUGCAUCCGAAUUAAAAAAUUUCGAAGAACAAAUUAAUGACAUCGUAGUUCACGAUGAAGAGAAUGAUGAUUUUUCAUCUGAAGAAGACGAAAUUCACCAUUAUGAUUUACAAAUACCAGAAAGUUUAAUAAGCACGAAAUCUACCGAGGAAUUGAGUAAUCUUGUUGAUGAAUUACAUAAGGUAGAAGAACAAUUAGAAAAUAAAUUAGAACAAUCUACAUUUUUACAAGAUGAAUCUGAUCAGUUACAAACGUCACGAUCGUCUACUGAAUUGACCAAUGUUGCACAUCAAUUCGAAGGAAAAUUAAAUUAUGAACAAUUGUCACAUGAUAUUAUAGAAAAACGACGUGAUAGUAAAUCAAUAUCUGAUCAAGAUUACCAUCGAAUGGAACGACGUCCGUCCAGCCCACCAACUACACCGACAUUAAGACAACAGUUUCUUGAAGAAUCUAUUCGAUCAAUGAACGAUGUUGAUGAAGCAAAAGAACAAUUAUCAACGAUUUUAGCUGGUCAGAAUGAAAAUAUUGACGAAGAACAUUAUAUUUUACAAACAAUGAUUGAAAACAUUAUUAAACAAGCACAAGAUACAAUUAAAAACGAAGAAGAAGAAUUAAAUUUAAUUCAGUCAAAUAGAGUUAUUGAUAAUAAUACUGUCAAAUCACCGAUUACGAUUUUCGAACCUAGUGAUCGUCGACGGCCUUAUGUUCAAUCUUCAGCAACAUCGAUAAGUGAUGAAUUAUCCACUGAAGACAAUACAGGUGAUAAACAGGGCGAACUUGCUGCUCAACUUGAUUAUUUAAGACGUAUGUCUCGAUAUGAAACACUAUUUGAUGAAAGUCAGCGACAGCUAUUUCUACAACAACAGCAACAAAACACAGAUGACAAUACUGAACAACAAACUAAAUUUAGUGAUUAUUUAACAGCUGUGCGUGAAGAAGAAAUAGAAACGAAUCGUAUAGAGGACAAGCAUGAAAAAGAUGAAGAAACAGACAGUGACAAUGAUCUCGAAGAACAGAAUAAACGAAAAAAAAAGAAAAGGCCUCUAUAUAACGAUAAACCAUUUUCUGAGCGUAAAGAUACAGAUAAACAUGAUGAUAGUGGAGAUGAUGAUAAUAACAAAACUGAUGAUCAAACUUUUCAAAGUGAUCAAGUAACAAGUACCGUUCAAACAAGUGAACAACAGCAGCAGCCAUCAGAACAACAACAAGGCUCGUCAAAUACAACACAAGUUGAUAAUGAUCACCAAAUGCAAAUUUCCCAGGAUUCCAUUGAGGACUACAAUCAAAUACUGUCUAGAACAAAAGAACAAUUCGUUUAUGGAUAUCAAACAUUGAGUAAAGAUGAUCAAAAUCAAAUGGAAAUUAGUCAUGAUUCCAUUAACCUAUCAUUAAGCGAUAAUGGUGACAUUAGCAAUACAGAAACACAACAAACACCAAGUAAUGAUGAAAAUUUUACCAGUUACAACUUUGAACAUAUUGAAAAAAAGCCAGCAGACAUGAAAACUUCAACAGAUUCACUUGAGAAUGAAUUUGAUAGAAAAUUAGAUAGCGAAAUUAAAUUUUCAUUUAGUUCACCAUUAAAUAGUAACAGAGACGAUGAAUUUGAUGAUAAUGUGUCUUUCUCACCAAUUCAAGAUGAUGUUCAAAUAGAAAUUGAUAACUUGUCAAACCGUAUUAGUCCAUUAAGUAAUAAUGAAUAUGAUUUAUUAAGACGUGAAACAGAUGAACCCACUCCAAGUAAAAUGUCCGGUUAUCGAUCCAAUUAUUUUCGACCAGAUUCCGUUACGUCACACGAAAAUGAUAGACAUUCAACACCACAAGAAUUGUUAGAGAAUGAUCAACGAAUACCAGUUGAAAUUCGACGCUAUUCAAUUGGAAAUGAGCAAAGUUUUGAUGAAGCAGUCGAUAAUCUAAUUACAACAUAUGAUCAAUCAAUAACUGCUACUAAUUUGAUAAGUAAAAUUGCUGAUAAACCGUUUCGUUCCGACUAUGAAGUUAGAAUAGAAGAAAAGCCAACAAUUUAUCGAAUGAUUCAACGAGAAAUUGAAACAGAACAAUUACCGGUAAUUCAUGCUAGAAGAACGGCAAGCGAAAAUAGUUUGUACAGUACGUCAAGUUCAUCAGCGCCAAUGAACGAUAGUCAUUCGUUGUCAAUUUCGUGUUUAACAUCGAACAGUUAUAUCAGUGAUAAUGAAAUAAAUCGAUCAUUAAAUGAAGAGAAAAAAAAUGACAAAGUUGCUACGGAUACACAAAGUUCAGGAUCGAUUAAUAUUUUAAAAUGGCCUAUUAAAUCAUCAUUAAUUGAUAAUGAUGAUUUGACACCUGUCAAUAAUCCAAAUAUCACAUAUUCGUUGUUAAAAGACGAAGAGUCUCUAAAUUUUGCGCCAGGUUUAUACGGAAUUUCUAUAGACGAACAGAAAACUGAAGAUGAUAAUCAACAAGUUGAUAGACAACGAUUCGAAAAUAUUAUUGAACAAGAAAAAUCGAGUACUAUUUCUAGCAUUCCGUUGGUUCAUUCGCCAGUUGAAAAUGCAGAAAUAAAACAGAUUUCAUCAUCAAGUGAUAUAUUAGAUCAGUCUUCAAGACCGAGAAAUCUAUUUAUUUCGUCUGACAAUUAUUAUAGUCCGUACGUUACUGUUGAAAAUAAGGUUUUUGAAAAUCCAGAGAGAUCUUCGCCUGUUCAAGAACAAACAGCCGUAAUUACUUCUUGGACACCACCAAUAUACGAUGAGCCUAUAAACGAUAUUCAUCAUGAAAGUAUUUAUAGGACAACAACAGAAGCGUUUGAUACCAAUAAUAAUAGUGGAACUGGUGGUUUCUUUGAUCGUUUUAAAGCACUAGUUGUCAAACCCGUUGAAUUGUUGGAAAGUGCAAUGGAAAAACGACGAAGUCGUACAUCAUUAAAUAGUGAACAAGAUCGUUCACGAAAAAAUACACCAUCACCAUCCGGUUCACUAGCAAGUCGCUCUCCGUCAGCUAUUUCUCUCACAUCAUCUGGCAAACGUACACCGGAUGAUGAAUUGGAACGAGAUGAACGAUUAAAAACUUUAUCAUUAUUCAAAACUCAAAAUAUUAUUCAACAUUUUCCGUCUGCUGAUGAUUUACACCAUGAUCAAAAAACAAAACUUGUUCGAUCACCAGAAAUUUAUCACAUGGACAAUGUUCAGACACAUUUAUCAUCGACUGAUCGUCAUCAUAUGUCUGUCACACAAUCCGAAUCGAAUAUUGACGAUACAACAACUUUCUCGGAUAUUCAUGAAUUAACUACCUUGUCUAAAGAAAAUUCAUUAGAAUCCAUUUUACAUGAUGCUGUUGAAAAGGAAUCAUCACCGGAGACCUUAGAUAUUAAUUUUAGUGAUGCUUAUGAGCCAACAAGUAGUAUUAUGCGUCCUUUGGCACUAUCUGUACCUGGGCAGGCGCUUGUUGCUGCUACGGUUAGCGAAGAAACAAUCAUGAAUGAAGAUGAAUUUGAACAAUUGACAACACAAUAUGUUAACAAUGUGUUAAAUGAAGUUGUAUUCCAGUUAAUCUCUGAACAAACAGGAAUAACUUAUGAGCGAACUUUGUCAUCGACUCCUUCGUCUCCUAGUACAUCUGGGGAAGAAACACCCUUAAAUAUUAAACAAAGCGAAGAAAGUGUUGACAACGGGGAGCCAAGUGGUGCGCAAGGAGGAUAUUCAAUGACAACAGAUAGCAGCAGUUUUUCAGUUCAAUACAGUGCAGAUCAAUCACACGAAAGCGGAUCAGAUGAACCUUCUUUUCCUGAAAAUUUUAAACAAUCAAUUAGAACACUGCGUCGAGCACAUACAGAUUCCGACGGUUUUCAAACACUCGAAUCACAAAAAGAGAAAACUGACCUUGAACACCUCUUCAAUCGUCAUACAAUUGAUGAUAGAACAGGUGUUUUUGUUCGACGUUCGAGUUUACCACAAACGCAUUCAUCAGAAAAUACAAAAUAUUUAAAUCAAAUGUUAGUAGAUCAAAAUUUAGUUGAUGAUAUGAAUUUCUUAACACCAAAUCAAACAGAAGAUGGAACAGCCAGUAGUGAGUACGCCACGGCAGCAGAGUCAAUGAAAUCGAGUACAAGCGUGAAUAAGAGGAAUUCAUCGUCAGAUGUUUCUAGUUAUGGUGAAACCAAAGAACGUAUGGAACAAUAUUUCUUAAAAAUUUCAAAAAAUGACGAUAUAAUACGUUCUGAUUCUAGCCGAAGUGGUUAUGUUACUGCUGAUGAAACACGUUCAGAUUAUUCGUCAAAAAUGAUGUCAGAUGAAAAUCAAGAAUACGGUACUGAUGAUGGUCUUGUUCAUUUAAAUUAUCGAUCCGACGAUGCUGAACUAGAUAAUAGACUUUUACAGUCAAAAACUCUUACGGCAGAUUCAUCAUUUCAAUCUGGUUUAGAUUUGGACGAUGAUCCUAAAAGAAGAAUAUCAGAUGAAGAGGAAGCAAGCCAUCUGAAAUAUGAGGGUGAAGGAGAAGAGAGCAGUACCAGUUUAACCGGUAGCGAUCGAAAGACGCUAGGAAAUACGAGUGGAAAUGAAAUUCGUUCAUCCUUAGCACUCGAAAGGCGUCCGUAUGAACUACCAAAGAGUGUUUCGUUUAAAUUAGAUUCGAGUGAACAGCAAUCACCUGUACAACAUCGAUCACCACGUCCAUCAACCGUCAUUAAACGUCAAGAAAGUCUUGAAUCACCAACGACGGAAAAAAAUAUAAUUAAAUCGUUACAAGACUUUAUCGUUUCCAAAAAUUUAGAAGAAUUAGGACAACGUCUUGAACUUGUCGAUAAACCACCACAAAGCUUUAGUGACUAUUCUUCACCUGAUAUCCAUUUAUCUCCCCAAUUGCCACGAGAAAAAUCAAAAACUAUAAGUAGUUCAGAUAAUGAACAAAAUGCUAGUGUCGUUCAAGAUGAUGCAAAAGUACCGAUAACAAAACCGGUGUACUCUGACUAUGAAGCUUAUGAAGCUGGGAGUGAGAGUGACCGAGAUGAUAAAGAGAAACGACCAUCCAUAAAAUCCACAGAGUUUUGGUUAAAUAUCGAAAAAAGUGAACCCAUUCUUGAACAAUCUGAUAAACCGUUAAUAUCACCAUCGGGAGCAAUGGUUACCUCAUCAUGUACAAGUGAAUCGUCAGAAAGUUGCCACCAGGUAGAAGCCACGUACGAUACAGAUACCGGUCAUAUAACAUCAUUUUCGAUUGAUGAUCAAGGUCAAACAAAAGUAGUGGAAAAAAGUUUAUUAGGACUAAAUGAAGAUGAAAAUAUGAUACAAGAAGACUCGGAACAAAACGAUGAAAAUCAGUUGAGUUCUCUUAUACGUGAAGAAUUAUCGCGUGUUAAAACAGACGUUCACACAGAAUCCUCGUCAAUUGUAGAUAAAAUAAAACUAAAACUAGAACGAUCGAUUGAUCGUCUUGUUAAAAAGACGUUAGCGGGCGAAGAAAACACACGGAAAUCAGAUAUCAUAUCUCCAUUUACCGAUCGUAGUCUCGAGACAUUUGAAGGAGAUAAAGUAGAGGAACAACAGCAGUUAAAACACGCUCACAGCGAACAAUAUAUCCAAGUUUCAUCUGACGAAUUUGAUUAUAAUACAUUACAAAGAUUUAGUUCAGAUUCUUGUAUUAUUAUACGUGUUCCAGAGCAAUAUACACCUAGUACAGCAUUAUUACUCGACGAUAUAAAACAAACAAGAGCUGAUUUAAAAAAUAAUCAUUCGGAUGUAUCUCAAUCGCUUUCGGAUGAUGAUGAAGUUACUCUAGCAAAAGAUUUGAUGCAAUCCAGUGUCAUUUAUCGACCGAAUACAGGCAACGAUAAUGGAGAACAGGAUGAUAGUAAGCAAGAGUCAGCAUUUCGUAUUUAUGAAAAACCCGAAGAAACCGACCCAUUUUUAGUAAAGAAUAGUAGUCCACUAAUGGCUGAAAAGGGAAAAUUACAAGUAAUGGAAGAAAGAUCAUUGAGUAUUUCGCCAAUAUCACGUGAUACACCUAGAAGUAUUGAUAGCAGUAUGGAAUUAGGUGAACGAGAUAUGACUGACAUGAGCGAUGAAUUUGUUUUGGUUAAACGUUUAUCAGUCGAGUCGAUGAGCACUGAUGACUUAUCUCCAGCUGCUAGUCCGCCGCUAAAAUCUUCUGCUGCUCAAAAAAACGCGCGAUCCAUCUCACCAUCGUCAUCGUCCCUGUCAGACAAACACGAAGAUUCGCCAGACCUAUUAGAAAUUUUAAAACAUGAAUACGACUAUCCUCCACUUGAUACUGGUUUUGAUAUUAGACAAGCGACAGUUUUAGAAACGGUUUAUGAAAGCCCAGAAUUAAAAAAUGAAGAUGCGACAACUCAUAGUUCAACGACAAGUGACUCUCGUAGAAAAACAAGCUCAACCAGUGAAAAUAGUGCACUUAUUGUUACCGUUGAAGAUGUGGUGGCUAAUGAUCAACAAGUACAAUACCGUCAUAAACCAAUUUCGAGUAAUCCAACGGCAAGUUCUUCCUAUGAAGAAUUAAAACGAUUAACCAUACCAUCAACAGUUUCAGCUACUGACCGUCAUUCUACGCCAAGUACAGUCAAUACCGACGAUUCUCUGCUGGAAUUCGAACGUUUAGAAAUGGAAAUGGCAAAAUCAGGCACAGCAUCACCCGCUAAUUAUCACAGUUUACAUACAGAUCGAGUUGUACCCACUGUUCCAUCUCAACAAGUUGCCAAUGUUGCACGUGAGAUAAGAAAUUCUGUUGAGUCUCUAAUAACACCAAUUGACAACAUUCAAUUAGAGGCGGAAAAAGUGGCAUCCUACAUUCAACGACAUCAAUCUCUCUUUUCAACAUCAAACUAUUCCGGAUUAGAUGAUGACAGUUCAAGUAAUAUUCAAUUUCAACGUUCAUUAUCCAAUGAUUUGCCACCUUUGUACAUUAUAAAACAAAAUAAUAAAUAUUUUCAAUCUGUGGAUGAUGAUGUCAAAAAUUUAAUUGACGAUAUUUUAUUUAAAACCGAACAAAUUCAUUUACAACGAACAAAACCGACUGAAAUUGAAAAUAGCGACUUAACAGCAUCCUAUAGUGAAUCGGGACCAUCAUCAUGUACAGAUCCAACAGUAAUUGUGAAUAUAACAUCGUCAAAACGAAAUUCGGACAAUGAAUUAACAUUGAGCGAUGAAGAAAAUCAAACUGAUUGGGAGCAUGAGAGUGAAUACGUUAAAGUUGGUUAUGAUGAUUUAGAACAGCCAUUGAAGUCGAACAAUAAACAUUCUAAAACAAACGAUUCGAUACAUUUAAUUGAUAGUCUUGUCAGUUCGGUCAUUGAUGAUGAUUUGGAUAAUGAAUUUGACAAAAAAAAAAAAGAAAAAUUAAAUACUGAUGAAACAUUUUCAGGUGAUUUAUCACCAUCUUGGUCUCUCAGCGAACAAUCUGUUGAUCGUGAAAUAAAAACAAGUUUUACUGGUAUUGAUGAAGACAGUUAUGCAUUUUUAAUGAGCACUAGUCAAACGUCAUCUCAACACAAUAAUGCUACGCAUAAUCCAACAAUGAUAACAUCCACAAGUUCAACAUCUUUUCCACGAAUGAUUAUUGAACAGAGUUCACCGGAUAUUAUUCAUACAUCACUGAGAGACGCUGGAGAACAUUUACAAGUGUCCGGUAGAGCAUUUGCUGAUGAUAGCCAAACCAGUUCAAUGACUACGUCCUCUUCAAUGUCUGAACACGGGGAAGAUAUAAACGCUAAGUCUUCAUCAUCGCAAAUACGCGAAAAAAAAAAACGUCGACGAAGUAAUAAUAAACAGUCGAAUACUACAAACUGUAACUCAUCAUCGACCGAAAGUGAUCAUGAUUCGGGCACAACACCCGUACUAAUUUCUCCAGCAAUUGAACAACCACCACAAUUACCUGCUGAAUCAGAAAUAAUUGAUUCAACUCCCCAUAUUUCUAGUCAAUUCCCUCAAGAUGAAGAUCGAGUAUUUUUUGAUACAGAUGAAUUAGCAACAAAACAAAAAAAGCAAACUUUAUCUUCAAAGACGUCGCCACCAUCCUCUCAUCGUCGCUCAUCCGUACCAUCAGAUCAAAUUUCUACCACACGCACAGCAUCUUCAUCUUCAUCCUCUUCAUUUUCUUCAUCAAAUCAAACUGUGAUACAGCAUGUAUUACCUGCUGAAAUUCAUUUACCUAGCUUCAAGCGUACUAACGAACCGUCACAUUCAUCAUCCAUUCGUUCUGCCGAUCAUUUACCAUUCAUUCCACCAUUUGUUCAAUCUCAUCCGCCCACCUCGACGUCAAGUCAUACUGUUGUACAUAAAAAUGACCGGUUAAUAAUGACUGACAUUUCACCUAACACCAUCACUACCACUACAAUUAAUACGACUAGUACAAUAAAAACAUUUACAACCUCGUCUUUUAUUACUGUUUCAUCUCCCUCAUUACUUUUAUCAUCAUCAGCAGCUAUUGAGAAUAAUAAUUUUAAUAAAAAAUCUAAUAAAACUGUUUCUCUCGAGAGUGAACUAGGUACUCAUUAUCAAAAAUCUCACUCUCAUCCCGGUACAAUUACAGGAGGAUUUUCUUUAUCUCCUAAUAAUACAAAAGAAGGAAUAGAUAAUACGAACAGAAAUCAACAACAUUCUAAUUCUAAUCUAUUGUCUUAUCGUCAUUCUUCUUCUGCUUCUCCGACUGGUUCAACGUCGGGUCAUUCACAUCAUUCCGACGAUUGCUAUUGUGGCAGUGCUACAUCAUCAAAAUUACAAAGUGGUAAAUAG
Molecule: messenger RNA, 19612 nt
Organism: Didymodactylos carnosus
Lineage: Eukaryota; Metazoa; Rotifera; Eurotatoria; Philodinida; Philodinidae
Source: the annotation of a GenBank genome assembly